Molecule: messenger RNA, 1851 nt
Organism: Drosophila simulans
Lineage: Eukaryota; Metazoa; Arthropoda; Insecta; Diptera; Drosophilidae
Exons: 2
Coding region: 961-1512 (183 amino acids)
Source: RefSeq, a predicted model, not a curated record
AGGCGCUGAUGCAGAUGCGUGUGAUGUGUGUGUUUUCUGAGCUGCAGAUUGCGGGGAACUGCUGGGCUGGCAAUCCGAUUUACAUAUUACUAAAGGGAAAGUCUGCUUUGAAUAAACUUCCCACACUUAUCCGCCCAGUUCCCCUACCCGCUCUUUCCCAGUGAUGCGGACAGACGGAGAAGAUAUGGCAGACGUAGGGGCCAGACUCAGACUCCGAGCUGGAUUUGGAUUCGAGAUUGGGAUUGGGAUGGGAAAACGUCAACGGCAGUCGCGGCGACAACGAUACGACAACUUCAGGACGAAUUCUGGAAGGGAAAACUUCGUCUGCCACCCAGGCCACCCCCUAAACUCCGCCCAGCACAACAACAACAGCGAGCAGCAGAAGCAGCAGCAAAAAAAAAAAAAAACACAACGAGCCGAGAAAACUCAAUUAAACUUUUGUAAUUACAGCUAAAACGGAAGAAGAUAUUUAUCCAGUAUAAUUGCAUUGAAGGCAAAUGAAAGAAAAGGAAAGCCAGAAAAACAACAAGAACGAGACACACACACACUGGCUGGGAAAAAAAGAAAAACCAAAGACCGGGGCGAAAGAAAGCUGGGAAAAUAAAUAAAUAAAGGAUGCCAGGAGACAAGAAAUGGGCGACAGGAUAAGCAGAUGCCACUUGGAUCAGUCCAAGGACGGAUACUAGAACAGAUUCCAUGUAGGUGAGUGUUCACAAUCAAUUGUUUUGACCCUGAAAGAUCAACAAGUUUCACAGGGAAAAUCCUUUUAUCGAUAUGUUUUCAAUUAAUAUAGUUUAAUAUAUUUUUACUUUCCAUAGAAACAAAAACAUUAACUUACAGUGAUCGGAGAUUUUUUAUAAGCCAUUUCAGAACGCAAAAUACCCAAACGAAUGACACGGUUAAGCUGAUGAUAUCUGAUUUGUUUUUCGCUCGAAUCCAUUUAUCAUUUUCGAUAGGAAAAUGUUUUCAAUUGUCCGUGUCGUCGAUUGUCCGUCCGGUUUGUCUGUUGAUGAAGACAUUAAUUUGAUGCAAAUCGCGUCAACUGAACACAAUCGAAGUGCUAAUUGCGCUUCUUUCAAUGGACAAUCCGACACCGACGUGCCGCCCACUUUUGCCGCCCUCGUUCUCCAACAAUUUUCCCAGCAAUUUCCCAAUCUUAUUUUCCCACCUUCUUGGCCUCGCUCCACAAUGAACGCUAACAAACAGCAGCCAAUCGCCGCCCCACAUCCUGACAUCCAAGCUGGCGAUGAUGAUUGUGAUGAUGAUGCUGCCGGAGAUGGGGUUGCGGAUGCGGAUGCGAAUGCGAAUGCGGAUGGGAAUGAUGAUGAUGAUGAGGUGGCCGGGUCAGGUGAACUGCAGCUCCAACUCCAGCUCGAAGGACUCUGGACGCCGGACACUCAUUCCCCUGCAGUCCAAUCACUUCACUUCAUUAUGUAUGCGCGACACAGACAAUGGGCCACUGAUGGACGUGCUGCAAUUGCACUGCCACUAGUGGCUAGUAGCUCCAACUAGUGGCUAGUUGCUCCUGCUCCAGCUACUGCUACUGCCACGGCCAACUCCUGGCCACCGCAAACAUAGACGUUCCAUUUCCAGCCACUUUGGCACUGCUCAAAAUAAAUAAUCACCACAGGGCAUCCACUUACAAAUUAAUUUAGCGUAGAAUGGUAAUAAUAAUGCAUAUGGAAAAUAUAGUAUAACAUAUUAGCACAUUAGCCGUAAAAGUUAUCGGUGUGCUUACGGAAAGCAGUUAAAUUUUAUAAAAUAUAAAAAUAUAAGAUCUAUCUUACCUAUAAUCAUACUUACUUACUUAAAAUUCGUUACAUAAAAUCCGAUUUCUCAUAAUUAGCUCGC